This is a messenger RNA of Oppiella nova, 1062 nucleotides long. The record is from the annotation of a GenBank genome assembly. NCBI's taxonomy places the organism in Eukaryota, Metazoa, Arthropoda, Arachnida, Sarcoptiformes, Oppiidae.
AUGAAAUUUAAGUUACUGUUGAGAAGAGGCCUGUAUUGCAAGCCGAAGAAUAUUAAGAAUCCGUGGACUCAACAAAACCAUCACAACUCGGAUGACACUGAACUCAACACAAAUGAACACUUGUCUAACAAUUCCGACAUUAUAUCCAUCGAGAUCUGGUCCAAGGCUUCCAUUGGCUUCUAUUUAUGGCAACACAUUCUUAAGGGAAGUCUUGAAACCAGAGCUGAGGGUAACGGCUAUGUCUCGGGUGCCCUCAAAACGAGUAGAUUUCGGUUUAAGUUCAGAAGCGGACCCCUCCUCACCACCGAUUCAUUGCAACACAUGAGUGGCCGCCAUCUCAUACUUGUUCUCAACGGACGCGACAAACACAAGAUUCAGUUGGCAUCCGAUUGGUUGUCAUCAGUGGACAGACUGAAGGAGAAGAUUGUCAACAUAGGAGUGGUUGUGUUGGGCGACGAACACUGCCAUAACUCUUGGCUCCGGCCUUACCUCCAGUCUAACGGAGGAUUUGUUAAGUUUGUAUUCAUUGUGUACGACUGGAAACAAGUAGACAAUCGUGUGAUAUAUCAGUGGCCAUUAGGAGUGGCCACUUAUCGACAGUUCCCGACCCCAGACUCGGCUCACAUGAGUGUUGAGGCGAGUCGGCCCUAUGCGUGCAAUUUGGUGGCCACGAUAUACCCGGACUCGUCUCGACUAGAAGUACUCAAUCUUUUGAAAGAAAAGUAUCGAAACAUUUGUAUAAUCAAAGAGCGCUUCGAAUGGCAGCCGAAGGAGACACCGGAUUCACUCAACUAUUAUGUGGAAGCGUUGCGCUUAAGUGACUUAACAUUGAGUCCAAUGGGAAUGAAUCACGAAUGCUAUCGAAUAUUCGAAGCCAUGGCCUACGGAUCGGUUCCCGUCAUCGAAGAGAAUGUCAAUCAUCUGAAGAAAACUAAUUGUGACUCAAAGACUGCAUUUAGACUUCUGAAGGAACAGAAGGCGCCCUUCAUUUAUGUGUCUAAUUGGACACAAGAUUUACCAAAUAUUCUCAACAAUGAACAGACACUGAGUUUAGAUAGUUAA